AUGGCAACAACAGUUGAAGCUGAUAGAACAUUGUCGAAUGUAAGCUUGAACGAGAGAGGUUUAAGUGGAUCCGAGCGAAUCUUUCAUGGUGUAACGCAUAAACCACAACUAUUUGCAUUUCUAUACAAUAAACGUAAUGCAAAUUUGAAUAAUUUACUUCCAACAAUGGAAUUAAAGACCAGUCGAGAACAGGCAAUUCGAACACCAAAUAAGGAAGACGAUACACAGUGGUUAAUGUAUUGGACAGUUUUUGCUACAUUUUCCAUAGUUGAUUCUAUGAUAUCCGGGAUUACAAAUUCUUUUCCUACAUAUUGGUUAUUUAAGGCGGCAUUCUUACUUUAUCUUUAUGUUCCUAGCAGUAAUGGAACACAAAUGUUAUUCGAUAAUAUCGUCAAUCCAGCAAUUACAGCAAUUGACGAUUUCAUUAGCAUUUAUGAGAGGAAGCAAUUCCAUGAGUUAAACAAUAAUCAUCAAUUAUCGAAUAAUUUAAACGAAUAUGGUACAUAUAAUAAAAUUAAAAAAUAA
This is a messenger RNA of Acanthocheilonema viteae, 525 nucleotides long. NCBI's taxonomy places the organism in Eukaryota, Metazoa, Nematoda, Chromadorea, Rhabditida, Onchocercidae. The record is from the annotation of a GenBank genome assembly.